This is a messenger RNA of Hemibagrus wyckioides, 2443 nucleotides long. Its product is annotated as interleukin-6 receptor subunit alpha-like. NCBI's taxonomy places the organism in Eukaryota, Metazoa, Chordata, Actinopteri, Siluriformes, Bagridae. The record is from RefSeq and is a predicted model, not a curated record. The transcript is spliced from 10 exons. Gene Ontology annotation, cellular component: external side of plasma membrane; membrane. Gene Ontology annotation, molecular function: protein binding; cytokine receptor activity. The coding region runs from base 267 to 2057 and encodes 596 amino acids. Gene Ontology annotation, biological process: cytokine-mediated signaling pathway.
AGAGAGAGAGAGAGAGAAAGAGAGGAGGGGAAGAACUUCAGGGAAAACAGCCGCCCAGCUACCAAAUGCUAUUUUUAAGAACUGUCUUGAAUGUAACACAGACUGAACUGGAUUUUAUACCUAGCAGUUGGGACCCAAAGCAAACAGGAUAAAAUGAGGUGACAUUUGAUGUUUCCUUUAUGUUUCGCAUGAUGUUUGACUUGUUCCUGUUGGUGAUCUUCACGAAACUUCUUAUUAAAUGCACUUUUUUGGUGAACUACUGAGUCAUGAGCGUCCCCAUUGCGUUUACUCUUCUCGUGCUGUGUGUGGUCAAAGUCCAGUGUGGUCAGGAGAGUCCUGUAUGUCCUCGGAAAGGUAAGGGAACUACAGCCUUCAUUUCAAUUCAGCUGUUCUGCAGUUAUGGAAUAAACAAGUGUUUUGUCCAAGAAUCUCAUCCUGGAGUGCUGGCCUUAAAUAUGGGGUCAGAGGUCAUCCUGGGCUGCAGGGGUGAUGUCACUGUGGAUAGAGUGCUAUUAGUAAUGGGUACAAAACCUAAAGAGCGGCACAAGAAAAGAGGAGAUAUAACAAGCCACUGGAGACCCAGAGAGAAUCCUGAUGCUCUUGGAAAACACCAUCCAGAAACUGUGAAUUUUACCACACCUGGAAUGUACAAAAUAAAUACUGAAACUAAAGUCAGUGACUCUGUAACCAGUGCUAACCCAGCGAUGAGUUCAGCAAAGGAGAAAGUGGGAAAUGGGCAAAUUUCCCUUGCUGUCAAUCAGUUCACUAAAUUCAACAGUGUGGGCAGAGUUACAGAAGAAGGAGGGGCUUUUAGUAUAACCAUGGAAAUGGGUUUGCGCACUGAGAGGAGCACCAGCACAGAAUAUGAAGAAGAUGAAGACUACAAAGAGAAGGUGGAUGGAUUGAGAGUGACCAGAUCCAUUAAGAGACAGGCACGAUGGACAAGGAACGGUCAGCUCGUACGAGUCGGUGUGGAACAUGGCGGGGUUUUGAGACUUCCUGCUCUUCAGUUGACUGACUCAGGGAACUACAGCUGCUAUAGGAGAGGAAAACUAGUUUCAUCGGUUAAAAUCAGUGUUGGCAUCCCUCCUGUGAGCCCAACCUUGUCAUGCCACAAGAAAUCCCACAUCAGCCAAAUCCAGUGUGAGUGGAUAUCAAGACAGCCCAUCAUCCCACAGCCUCAGUGUUACCUGCUCCACAGGAAAGGAUUUGAGAAGAUCUCCCGUGUGAAUUGUUCAUACUCUGCUGCAUGCUCCUGCUGCUGGUGUGUAUUACCCAGUAGUGAGGAUGACAGAAAUGUAUAUACAGCUAAACUGUGUGUGACCAACACAGCGGGCAAUGCCACCAGCUCUCUAUACAGCUACAUUUCUCAAGACAUCAUUAAGCCUGAUCCUCCUGAUGGAGUUGAAGUGAAGCCAGUCAAGGGUGAACCUCAAAUCUUGAAUGUCUCCUGGUCUUUACCUGCCACCUGGAUGUGGGAGUUUUACUACACCCUUAACUUCCAGCUGAGAUAUCGUCCUCUACUUGCCAAUGAGUAUCAGAAGGUGGACACAGACAGUAAAUGCUGGUUGAUUUUGGAUGCUCUGCCAGACUGUGACUACGAGAUUCAGAUUCGAGCUAAAGACGAGUAUGAUGGGCAGUGGAGUGACUGGACCAGACCUGUGCAUGCACGCACAUGGACAGCUCCUGAAACCACUGCUGCCCCUGACUUCAAUACUGUGGAGCCGGUUCACAUAUUUUCUGACGGUUCAGGGGGGACAGAAGGUGACAUAGAUUUUAGGCCUGCUGAUGACGGUGAUGGUGUAGUGUGGGUCUAUGUGCUGUGGGUGAUGGGAUUCUCUCUCCUUAUCACCAUCAUUAUUGUCGCUGUCUACACUCUCAGAUGGAGAAUGCCAUUCCUGACUAAAAAGAGCCAGGGGAGUGUAUCAUCUCCUUUUCCUCUCCUUCAGCAGCCCCUGAAAACUCUGAAAUGCAGCUAUCAGGAAAAGGAAGAGGGAGGCAUCCAUUUGCACAAUGUGGACUACUUUUUCUCUCCCUAUGGACUAGCUAGGUCUUGAGCAAACAAGCUGUUACAUUGCCAAGGCCAGUAUUCUGUGAAAGCACACACACACACACACACACACACACACAUUUGUCUUAAACUUUUGUGUCUUACUAACCUUCUAUCGAUAUAAUCAUUAAUGCAGCAAGCACUUACACCUAAACCAAACCCUAUUUUUUUACCUUAAUCUUAUUCUCAGGUUAUAAUCUCAGUAACCAAAAGGAAGUUUUAGUUUUAGUUUUUAUUUAUUUAUUUUAAUUAUCAGGCAAGGAUCAGCCACGAGGUCAAAACAGUCAUAUAUUGCUAUAACUGUGGGAACAUUUGGUCCCUACAAAGAUAUAGAAACAUUACACACACACACACACACACACACAAACACACACACACACACACACACACACA